AUGAUUCUAAAGAAAGAAGCCGGAUUCUUUCAUUCAUUCUUUUUUUUUUCUUUCUUUUUUUUUUUCUUUCUUUCUUUCUUUCUUCUUUCUUUCUUUCUUAACAACAUGCUCUUAAUUCAAAGAAGCCGGAUUCUUUCAUUCAUUCUUUUUUUCUUUCUUUCUUUCUUUCUUUUUUCUUUCUUUCUUUCUUUCUUUCUUCUUUCUUUCUUUCUUAACAACAUGCUCUUAAUUCGUGCUUUCUUUCUUUUUUUGCAUCUCCGGCUUCUUUUUUUUUUUUCUUUUUUUUUAAAAUCCAUGAUUCUAAAGAAAAAAGCCGGAUUCUUUCAUUCAUUCUUUUUUCUUUUUUUUUUUUUUUUCUUUCUUUCUUUCUUUCUUUUUUCUUUCUUUCUUAACAACAUUCUUAAUUUCUUUCUUUCUUUUUGCAUCUUUCUUUCUUUUUUUUUCUUUUUUAAAAUCCAUGAUUCUAAAGAAAAGCCCGGAUUCUUUCAUUCAUUCUUUUUUUCUUUCUUUCUUUCUUUUUUUUCUUUCUUUUUUCUUUUUUUUUCUUUUUUAAAAUCCAUGAUUUUUCUUUUUGCAUCUCCGGCUUCUUUCAUUUUUUUUUCUUUUUUUUUUUCUUUCUUUCUUUUCAUUCUUUUUUCUUUCUUUCUUUCUUUUUCUUUCUUUCUUUCUUUCUUCUUUCUUUCUUUCUUAACAACAUGCUCUUAA
Messenger RNA from Acanthosepion pharaonis, 705 nucleotides. The record is from the annotation of a GenBank genome assembly. Lineage: Eukaryota; Metazoa; Mollusca; Cephalopoda; Sepiida; Sepiidae.